AAAAAUAUGUCCAAGUUGAUAGGGUUAGAUUUUGAAGUAUUUGGACGAGUCCAAGGUGUAUUCUUUAGAAAGUACACACAAAAAAAAGCUAAAGAAUUGGAUUUGAAAGGAUGGUGUAUGAAUACAAAACAUGGAACAGUUAUUGGUCACAUAGAAGGACAAUCAUCUAAUGUUCAUGAGAUGAAACAAUGGCUUGAAACAACUGGAAGUCCUGAAUCAAGUAUUGAUAGAGCUGAAUUUAAAAACGAACAAGAAAUCGCAAUUUCAACUUUUUCCGAUUUUUCCGUUAAAAAAUAAUAAAAUACAAUCUUUUAAUGAGUAAAAGAUAAGAGGCAAAAAGUAUUAUUGUAUGAUUUAUUCAUUAUCAUAAAGUGAGUGAUGAACUAUAUAAAAUUCAAAUUAUUUAAUAAUAUAUCAGUUAUAGUGCUUUUUAAGUCAAGUACUUUUAAUCACAAGUAAUCAACAGAUAAGAUAAAUCAUAUGGGAAAUGAUUCAUUACAUUAAAAAAAAUAUAUAAUGUUUUGGGUAAUUUGAUUUCGAUAAAUCAUAGACAUCAAUAUCAGAACAUAUUUUUGUUCUUAAAUA
This is a messenger RNA of Chelonus insularis, 585 nucleotides long. Its product is annotated as acylphosphatase-1-like. Gene Ontology annotation, molecular function: acylphosphatase activity. The transcript is spliced from 4 exons. Lineage: Eukaryota; Metazoa; Arthropoda; Insecta; Hymenoptera; Braconidae. Bases 7 to 297 code for a protein of 96 amino acids. The record is from RefSeq and is a predicted model, not a curated record.